Cydia pomonella (codling moth) is the source of this 9245-nucleotide messenger RNA. RefSeq names its product IQ and AAA domain-containing protein 1-like. The transcript has a single exon. The record is from RefSeq and is a predicted model, not a curated record. The coding region runs from base 5882 to 8584 and encodes 900 amino acids. Gene Ontology annotation, molecular function: ATP hydrolysis activity; ATP binding. NCBI's taxonomy places the organism in Eukaryota, Metazoa, Arthropoda, Insecta, Lepidoptera, Tortricidae.
GAAGCGGUUAAGGACUACAGACUGCUGUGAGCAUUCUAUAUUUGUGACUGUUAUAAUUUAAGUGCGUCGAUGCAUAUCAAAGUCGUUAUUUUCGUAGAGGUUCUUAUCAUCUAAACAUAAUUCAAGUGUACUUACAUAAUUGACGCAGGUCUACUUUAUAGUUCUGUUUCUUUGUUUAACGUGGUGGUGUUUGAUAUAAGUACGGUCGAGGAAAUUGAUUCUUUAGCAAUUUGCGGUUCAAGUAAAUUUGGUUGUAGAUACUUAUGCUAUGAGCUUUCCAGUGUAAAGUGAACCACAACCUGCUAAAGAAUCAAUUUCCUCGACUGUACAUAUAUUUUGUAAAUUAUUGUAGUAACGUGGAUCCUAUGAGCCUCGACGCGGUGAGUAAGUAGCGGCACGCGUCGUCACAUGUUUUGCUGCUAAUUAAGGACCCUCGAUAUUGAAGAGGUUGUUGGUGAAACGAGUUUUUAAAAGGCUCUUUAUUCCCAUGAUAAAGAGGGUCUCAGAAUUAUUUAGGGAAUAAUAUAAACUUUGAAAAAUUAGGUAUUUUUAAUGAAUGAGAAAUGUAUUAAUGUAUUGCCUAAUAUGAUAAAAUAAUAAUAAUCAUGCCGGCAUAUACUCGACGAGGUUGCGAAUAUUUAUACAUAAAUACUCUCUUGUAAUAAAAUAUGAAUAAAAACGUUUUAGGUAAUAUAAUAACUAUUUUACGUUUGUAAAGUCGGACCAGUUAUCUCAGUCAGAUUUAGAGUGAGAUUGGCAAACCAUGGAGUCACAGGCGGUAGCCGAUAAAAAUUGCUACAUAUGAUAACAAUUAUAAAGCGAGAUAAACACUACUAUUCUGCGAUAUUGUCGAUUAGCUAGAUGUAUGUCAUAUACACAAUAAAUUACAUCUGGGUUCGUUCUUCACUUUUGUAAAAUAUUUUACCUAAGUGCUACAAGUAUCAAACCAGUUUUGCAACCAAAUAUUACGGAUGUUUAAAUUUUUAUUAGAGCGUCUUGUAUUUAUGUAAAAAAAGCAAAUUGUAUUACGUAUUUAAAUCAUAGAAUUAAAAUAACCAAUAAAACAAUGCAUGAGUGUCGUGGAACACUCGGUUAAAUUGGAACGAAGUAGGUACAUUAUUAUUGAUAAACGUAUUAUAUUAUUGAUUAAGAAAUACAAUAUCAAAAGAAAAACUUAAUCGACAAAAUAAUAAUUAUCAAAUCUGCUUACGAAGUUUCACAAUUCAGUUUAGAAAUGCGACUUACAGGCAGGGAGAACAACCAAACAUAAGAAACAUUUUCGUACAAGCUGAAACUCAUACGCUUAGCUCGUGCUGCAUACUCCCUUAGUCAAUCAAAAAUAUGAAAUUCAAGUGCAAAACAAUAUAUAAAGUAAUAUCCCUAUCUGCAUAUUAUGUCCGGGGAUCGAACCUGUUUCUAAGCGGCUGUGCCAACUGCGCCAUCUGAACUAAACUGGAGAAUCGAAAGUAGGUGAAAAUAGGCUACUUAAUCUCGAUAAAAAAAAUUAGGCAAAAGUGGGCCGUGACGGAAAAAUCUUACACUUUCUUUGCCUAGCCUCCAUCCGCCAACCUUAUCCUUAUCGAACAUAAGGAACUUUGUACCAAUAAAUUAUCUUAGCGACAUUAUUACACAAAUAAGGCUUGUGUUUAGGGGAAUUAGACAACGAUAUAUAUAAUAUAUAAAUAUUUAUAAAUACUUAAAUACUUACAUAGAAAACACCCAUGACUCAGGAACAAAUAUCCAUGCUCAUCACACGAAUAAAUGCCCUUACCAGGAUUUGAACCCGGGACCAUCAGCUUCGUAGCCAGGGUCACUACCCACUAGGCCAAACCGGUCGUCAGUGAAUACAUUGUGGUAGCAUUGUAGUAGUUUUUUUGUUAUUGCAUUCCAGUUUCGCGUUUAGAACAGUGUCGGAUGCUUAGUCAUUAGACUCAUUAGACCGUUUUUUAUUCGAAUGGUCGCUCAUAUAAUCUACUCUAAAAUACGCAUACUUAACUACUACACUGCUUAAUUUGUUAGAAAUAAUAGGCGCCAGUAAGUGUGGCUUAAUUUUUUACGGUGUCUCGAUGUCGAGUGGCGAGGGUUGCGCUGCGCGCGAGUGGCGGGCGCAAUGCCGAUUCGCGGUGACAACCGUGCCGAGCUUUGAUUUUUUCCCGCGGUCCACAAAAGAUGUGGGGUUGAACUAUCCUGGUAAUUGCUACGCUGGUGUAAUGGGACACGCUUAUCUUCGCAAUUGUUGCCGCAUUUCAAUAAUGUUUUAAUUAAGUUGUCAAGUCAUGCAUGGGUCAUGGAGAGUAGUGGUAAUUUAAAAUGUUAUCUGUACACACUACAUUGUUUACUAUAUUGUCGCGUUAAGCCUCUUGACUAGCUAAAUAAACCUAAUUACAAUUCAAAAAGUUAUAAUCAUAUAAGUAUAGGCAAUAGGUAGAGGCAUAAACUAAAAUUAUAUUUAUACGUUUACUUAUUUUUAAUGUCGAAUAGGCUCCUAUUAAUUUAAAGAUUUAUAUGUUUUACUCGUUGUUUACUUAAAUAUAGGCAAAACUACGCCGGGACCUUCAGCUGCUACUACCACUCUCGUUACUCUCGUACAACCGGCACCUGCACUUACAUUGUUGAAUUUCAGGGUAAACUAGUAGAACUGAUUGACUCCAUUACGCAUGUUGCAUUUAAUGCUACAUACUUGCAUAAAAUUAAUCAAUUAAAUAAUGUUAUCUCGUAGUAAAUAAUGUUAUUUCUGAUCAUGCAAUGAAAAUAAAGAAAAACAAUUUUGAUGCUUCGGAAUCGAGUAAACGCUGCGGACGAGUGUGAAUGGCGUUUAGUUGGCGUAGCACCGGGGUGCUCGCACCGCUCGCAGGCUCCCUCGUAUCGGGCAGUCAAUCAUUCUGCCGUUCGGUUCCGGCGCAUCACGAUCGCUAACCGGCUGGGCGGCGGCGGCGGCGGCGAUCACUGGAGUCGGCAUUAAUUUGUCACGGAUUCGGUUUAACGAGUACCGCUUUAUGGACGCUAAUGAAAAGAUCCGUUCGUCGUAAGAACCAUGAUGGUACAUAAAAUAUUGUAUUUACUCAUUAGUUACAAUAACUUAUAAAUACUCACUCCGCUAACGUAUAAAUCGAAUGAAGCACUAAAUAAAAAAAAGCACUUUACUUACAUAUUUUACAUGUAUUUACUUACAAAUUUUACAUCUGCAAUACCAUAAAACCAUUUGUAACCCAUUCUAAAAUUCAACGUGUGCCUCGUUAUGCAAAUGAACUAAAAAUAAUCUCAAUACAAACAUUAAGAUUACAAACUAUUCAUGUGCCGUGAUCCCUUUAAUCCAACCCCAAGCAAACUUUAUUGCCCGAGACAGAGUUAACAAAAUAAAUGGCUUAAAUUUCUACACCCAUAAUGAAUACAUAGGAGGGAUACUAAAUAAAUCAUUGUUAGGUUGCAUUUCGGACAAGCUACAGUCCCGGUUGGUGCAAGAUACAAGCGAGUGCUUUUUGUAUCAACUUUUAAAGGCUUAUAAAUUUUGUUAGCACUAUAACAACUAUAAUAACUUAUAUUAUAUUAUACCUAUAAUAAAAAACGAAUAUAAUAAAAUUUUACGAAACCCUUUUUAUGACAUUCAUAACUUAUCAACUUGCGAUAUGCGGUGAUGUCGUGGAAAAAUAUCAAGAAUAGGUAAUAUAUUUUUUUUAUACCAGCAUUGUUGGUAAAACAUAAGUAAAAUCCAAAGGUAUUUGUAUCUGUAAUUUUCCUUGCAUCCGACGGUAAGUAACAUAAAUUAUUCUAAUUCUACAUAUCUAUAAACCGAACAAACUAAAUUAGAGUUUUGCCAGGAUUGCAAAAGGACAUCGCUAGGUGUCAUAUUUGGCCGUAGGGAUCAUCAAAGAUAGUUUCGUCACUAUUUAGGUACUACGGUAAAUCAUAAAUCUCGAAGUAAUCGCCUGUUGAUACCUGUCGAUGAUGUGACGUAGUCGUAACGUGCAUCGUUGGUCGGGUAUCGCUUAGACAGCGGCGCGGGCGGCAGAAAGGCGCGCGGCACGCGUCACACUCCGGAAGUAGCCGGCAGCGCGUGCGCCGUCGAUUCACAUGUUCAAUGGAACGUACGGAGGCGCACUUAAAACAUUUUUAUUGUAACCAGCUAGGGGGUGGGUAUUGUUGUCAGAGAACACCCUUACUUUUUUUAAUGUGACUAUUUUUGCACCGAUAUCUGUUAGAUUUGAAUGAAACAGGGCUGAAAACUGAAAGCCAUGAUUUAUAACAAAUAUACAAUGUAUUUAUGUAAUUGUAAUGGAGAAUGGAGAGUUAUUACUUUAUAAUAAUACACUUAUUUACAUUAAUGAUAAUUCUUCAAGUUGAGAACUAUCUAAUAGUACAUUUCGAUACAAGUGCAAAAAAUAGGAAAUUCGAAACGAGUGGCGAUAAAUUAAAACACGACUGAAGGGAGUGUUUUAAAUCGACACGAGUUGCGAAUUACCUAUUCGCACAUGUAUCGUACAACAUUUUACAGUAUAUAUGGCCCUUUAAAUGUCCGGACAGUAACGUAAUAUGCUAAUUCUCGCACUAGUGCGGUAAAGUAGCACCAUAUGUACUGUAAAAACUAUUAUGAUUGUUACCAGCUUAUGUGCUUAAAGUCUAAAUAAUAAUAAAAAAACCUUACGUGUAAUAUACAAAUAUCUUUAGAUUAGAUAAGCACUCGAGCCACGGGUGGUUUAAACCAGGAUAUUCUUUAGCGUUUCCUUAUCUUUCUUGAACCGUACCUAACUAAAAAGUGUAGAAGAUGAGGAAUAAAUAUAAGUAAGAAACCCUAUAUCUAUCUAUACUGCUAUUCCGAGAAAACUAGGCCUGACACUAUUUUUCUUGUUCACGCCUGUAUUUGAGUACGACUGGUUAGAAUUAGGUUUUUGAGGUUCCUCGAAGCGUAAGUUCCAAGAAAUGAAUUUAAUCAAACUUAGGGAUUUGUCGAUUUCAAUUAACCUUGGCUCCAACACCAAUUACGUCGCUUCAGCAAAACUGGCAUGAACUGAAGUAAGUAAUAGGGGACUGAAAAUUGGUAUACAGAGUCAAUUAUACAAAAAGUUUCAUUGACUCUAUAUCGCUAACUCUGUAUCGCUAACUGUGUAUCAAAGAAUAUAAUAUUUACUAGGAGAUCCAAUUGCAUAGUUGAAUUUGUUCUCAGGAUACACGAUUCCAAUUGAAGAGAUACUAAAAAUCCUAUUCGCCGAUUUUCAACAAACUCUUUUUUUUAGCCGGAAAUCAGAUGUGUUAUAAACGGGCAUCGUUGUAUUACGGAAAUAAGACUACCUAGUGAAAAUUGCAAUUUUUGUCUUAUUACGAAAUAAAAUGUAUUUUUUGAAAAUCCAUUAAAUUAUUUCAUCUCCGAUGAGGCUGAUGCCUCGUGGAUCCUCAAAGCAAAUUUAGCGAGGCAUCUCUUAUUGUAACGUGUCCAUGUUAAUUAUACAUAAUAAACUGUACGAAUUGAUAGUCUUUCACAAUUUGGUACAGUAAAUCGGCGUAGAGUUAGCAUAAACGGACUCUAUGAAAGUUCAGUUAAGUAUAUUCAGAUCUUCACACAUAUCAGAAAUAGAACGGGAUUUACCUAAUGAUUGGAAGCAAAGCGGUGGAAGUAAUGUUGUAAAGCUGGAGUCAUUUUAUAAAUUUCUUGAAAUAACCCGAAAUUUUCCUGUACCGGUUUAGAUACUAAUCCUACCUUUAUUGUUACACCCAUGAUAGUUCACGGGUAUACUUUCUGCUAAAAAUCAACAACAUGUCAAACAUGUCAUUGAAAAGUCGGUGACAAAUAUGAUUUAGAAAAAUUGUAUUUAUUACAUUUAUUUAUUCAUAGUUUUUGUGUAUAGAUCCUAUUUUUAUUGUUUUAAUUAAUCACAAAAUCUACGUAAUGGCUAACAAAGAUUAUUAUGAACGGUGGCUUCAAAUUAAAAAGGAUUUCAAUGUAGCUUUAAUAGAAGAUGCCCGCCUGCAAGAGUUUGCUAACAACUUCCUCGGCAUCAAGCCGCAGGCUACAGCCGUGGAACUGGUGGCACGGGUAUACUGCAAAUACUGCGCCCUAUACAACAAACUAUGCGAUUCCUAUGAUCAGAUGGAACAAGUUCAAAGAAGACCUUGUAUAAAAGCAAUUAUAGAUGCUUUAACAUGUCGCAUUCUCGAAUUAAAAUGGACAUUACAAGAAGUAGAAGCGUUUGAAUAUACGUACCCCGAAAAUGCAUUACAGCAAUUGCUUUUAGUGCCUCAAGAUAUACAAAUAAUUACUCCUUAUUUUUAUCCAUUUGAGGUACGUCAACAAGAAAUGCAAUAUAUAAUUGACGAAAUUUUUGCUGGUAAUCGAUUAGGUGAUCCAGAGCCGACUCCUUCUGAAGCAGAACGUUUGGAAGAAGAAAGACAAGCAGAAGAGGAAAGAAUACGAGAGGAAAAAGAAGCAGAAAUCCAUAGAAAAUUGGCUAUGGGUGAAGACAUUUCUGAAUCAGAAGGAUCUGAACAGCUGUCUCCAGAAGAAAUCGCUGAAAGAGAAUUUCUAAGAGUAUAUAAUGGACAUUUAUGGAAUAUUCAACGUAUGGAGAGAGCACGUACGAUUACCAGAGAAAAAAUUAAAAAGUAUAAUAAAGACACUGAUUUGUAUUUGGAACUGGCUGGGUUAAAAAAGCCUGCAGCAAGAGAAUCGCUUCGUAUAAAAGCAUCCGGCUUGAUACAACAAGUAUACAGACGUUUUAUGUUGCUCAAAAGGGAGAAAACUAAAGAGAAUGAACGAAGAAGACUGCUUGGAAUGAUUAUUCCAUCUUGGUUACCUCCAUCAGCUAAACCCGAACUUGAAAAAGUAAGAAAUGUCCGACGUGAAUUUCGUAAAAAAUAUUUUCAGGAAUGGAUGGAAGCAAAUGUUAAAGAAAAAACUCAUGUUUUAAGGCUAAGGAAAGAUGAUAUUAUGGAAGACAUUUCUGCAGAAGUUAGACAAUGGUUCAGUGAAUGGUAUUAUGCAGUCCGUGUAUUUGAUGAGUAUCCAUGGCCAGAUGAAGGAGGUUCUAUUUUGGUAGUACGAGGAGAAACGUUUACAAUCCCUGAAUUUAUAGAGUGGCGAGAAGCAGAAAUAAAAAGAAAAAAAGCUGAAAGUGGCAAUCCAAAGACUCCUGAACAAAUAAAAGCCGAAAAAGCUGAAGCGAAAGCAGAAAAGAAACGAUUAGAAUUAGAAGCAAAAGAAAAAGAAAUAAAAAGACUCGAAAAUUACAGAAAAUCGCGUUUAAACCCUGAUAAUGAUCCUGGAGUAUAUAUUUCUAUUGGCAAGAACUUUUAUGGUCUACAGGAAGCCUGGAACAUAUAUCAAAACCAAUGGAAGGAUAUUGACACUCCAGAUGCUCCAUUGGAUGUUAUGAGAGGUUUUGUGAAGGAGUUCAUAACUGAAACUGCAUACCAAGACGUAAAUUUACAGCUUCGCCCUAUAGUCGACGAAAUGAUGAGGGUUGAAUUACAAUUGUUAAAAGCAUCGCUUAAAAUAGACUACGAAGAUGCCGGUGUUACAGAAAUUCCUCAAAGUAAAAAAAGAAAAAAACCGAGGAAAAAAGGUGCCCAAAAGCGCAAUAAAAUUACACCUGCGAUGAUGUUUCAAACAUUAGUUGAUGAGGGUAUUAUUCGAAAAUACCCCCGUACAACGCUUGACGAUUACUGGGGUGAUCUAAAUUACGCGGCCGCAGAUAUGAGAGCAGUUCUCUGGACUCCUUCUUUUCCACCUCCAUGUUUGGGUGACGUCAGAGAGCAAGUAAGAGUUUUAUGCCUUUUGACUUCAGGUUGCUCAUGUCCCGAUGCAGUUCGCUCGCAACUGCUUGUAGGCCCCAAAGGAAGUGGCAAAAGAACUUUGGUGUACGCCAUUGCAACCGAGACAAACUCAAUUUUGAUAGAUCUAUCGCCUACCAAUGUGUAUGAUAAAUUUCCUGGCCCUGCCCUAAAAACCAUGUUUAAGUACAUUAACGAAAUAAGUCGAAUUAUGCAGCCCACCGUAAUAUUAGUUGAUAAUGCUGACAAAGUUUUUUAUAAAGCUGUACCUAAAGAGGAUAAGUGGUUUGAUCCACAGCGGCUCUCGAAGGAUUUCUUUAAAGAGAUCGUAAAACCUUUAACGCCCUCAGACAAGAUUAUGGUUUUAGGAACCGCAUCCGAACCGUGGCUCGCAAAACCGGCCUUAUUGUCUAAAGCUUUUCCUUCGCUGAUUCUAAUACCAAGAUCUGAUUAUGGAAGCAUUUGCUUGGUUUUAAUGAAGGUUUUAAUGAAAUACCACGGGAUUUCUCGUAGCUUCAACGUGCACAGCGCGGCGCAGACGCUUCGCGGAUAUGACGUGAACUCCAUCAAACGUGCGCUGGACAAGUUACUCUCCGCAGAUCGUAUAGCCCAGCUAUACUUCAAGCCUCUUAGACCUGAAGAAAUUAUAGAUGCCGUACUAAUGGAUAGGCAAGCUAACUACGUGGACCCUUUUGACUAUGAAAUGUUCCAAGAGUGGUAUUUAUCAUACUCACCGUGGGGAACUAAAUAUAUCUACCUGAAGGAAAUGUUGGAAUCGCAAUUGGUGUACAAAUUAAAAGCGGACAAGAAGAAAAAUAAGUAAAAAAUAAAUGAACAAGUAUUUAAAAUUCUGUAUGCCCCUUUUAAAAAUAAUUUCCAUAUGAUGAUAUCUUUAUUUAUUUUAAACUUAAAAUUAACGUUCGAACCCCUUUAACAAAUUAUUAUUAUUUAUAUAAACAGGUAUACCGGUUUGUUAAAUUUAUUUGCGUGUUUAUGUUUGCAGUGCGAUGUGCAUAUUUAUGUAUGGACUGAUAUUUAUCUAACAUGGCUAUUUUUACGUUACGUACAAAUAGCCACACAUUUGACGUGCCUCUCCCCCGCAAAAAUCAGCAGACAGUUUUGUACAAAAAAUGACAGACAUGGCGUCUCCAGUCUAUAUAGAAUAAUCAAAGUUCAAAAAUGUAUUCUGCAAGUAGGCCUCUUUUACAAGUCAAUACAACAUUUCGUCAGGUGAUAAGCAAAACUCACUAAUUACUAAAAAAAUAUUAAACAAAAAUCAACCUAAUUUUAGUAGCAAUGUGGUUCAUUAUGGCUAUGAACUUGUGGUGGUAAUUAGUGAGUUUUGCUUGUCACCUGACGAUUUAUAGUAACAUUAUAAAGUGAUAUGAAAAACACAUAAUAACAUUUAUAAUUUUAUAAAAACAACAGCCAAUACCUGGGUGAACAUUACAUUAUAAUAAUAAUAAAAUUAAUAAUUACUACAA